UCACCAACAAAGACUUUGAAGGGAACCCGUGUUAACUUCUUCCAGCCAGGGAUGGGGAGAGAUCUGGGCGGGGCUGUGGCUGUCCAGUCCGGUCCCCUCCCUUCACCUCUGGCCCAGGACACUCCUCCCCGGGGAAUGCUGCCAGUUGCCAGGAAUGCUGGGGGCGUUAGGGGCAGCCUGCCCAGCCUGAUGCAGACUCUCCUUGCAGAUGGGGUUGGUGAGGACUUGGCACACGGUUGUGUAGUACCUGGAGUCAGCAGCACCUACCGACGGAUCCCAGACGGGGCUCAAGAUUGGUCACUGGACUCCUGGAAGAGAGAUGGCCAGCUGAGAGGUCCCAGGAGGCAGCAACCACUUCUCAAACUGGCUUCCAGGGACUCAGGAGUGGAGAUGGUGGUUGGGGACGGGCCCCUGACGACCUCACCGGGCCUUUCUCAGGUCUGUCUGGACUUUGAGCCUACAGGGAGCCCUGAGCCCCUGGCCCUUGCUCCCGUGGAGCCUCCUGCCCAUCUUGGCCGGCUUCUGGCCAGCCGUAAGCUGGAGCAGGUGCUGGAGCGCUCCCGCCGGCUCCCCACUUCCCCCGCCAGCAUGUCACGACACUGCUGCUCACUGAAUCCCCCCUUCGAGCUGGAAAGUCAAGUGCCCCCUUUUGGAGCUGGGGAACAGGAGGCCACAGAGGCGGAAACUGACCUAGAGGCAGGCCUGGAGGAAGCAGAGGUGGCGGGGGCCCUGGGGCCUGAAGCCUGGGCCUGUCUUCCAGGACAAGGGCUCCGCUACCUGGAACACCUGUGCCUCGUGCUGGAGCAGAUGGCAAGGCUCCAGCAGCUCUACUUGCAGCUGCAGACCCAGAGGCCCCUACCGGAUCCUGAAGUGGAGGAAGAGGAGAUAGAGGGGGCAGGGGGGGAGCCAACCCUGGCCCCUUCACUGCCACCCUCUUGUGACCCAGGCCCUGAGGUGCAUGAACUGCUUAGCCAGAGGCAGGAGGCAGGGGCAGAAACAGCUGCACCCCUAAAGGCUGGGCUGCCCAGUGUCAACCCUCCCAGGCUCUUAGAGGCCGCAGCAGAACCAGCUCAGAUCUUUGCCCCCUCCCAGGGACACAAGCGGGAUCUGUCCCACUGGAACAAGGUCAAGGUCCUGCUCAACCGGAUCCGUUGGAGGAGCCUGAAACACCCUGAGUCCCCUGCCCUUCCUGAUGGCCCUGCCCCUAGGAUUGAGUCAAGAGGCGUCCCUGAAAGACCUCCAUGCCAACCCCUCCGAAAGACCUUUAUGCCAUCAUUUGUGGUUAAGAAGCAACGAGCAAAAAACCUUUCUGUAUGCUGAGACCUCCUGUGCAGGGACGUGACCCUGGGUUGGGGGGUGCGCAGUGAAGUCUUCUUCCUUGCCCUUUGCCCUGUUGCUGCUUCUGGGCACUGCCAGGAAGUGAUGCUCACCCUUCUCUCUGAGGAGAGGGCUGGAUCUUUCUCCUCUGGGCAGCCUGGCAGAGGAGCCCUAGCUCCCUGAGAGGCCUCAAGGUGCAGCAGCCCCCAGGCUCCUUGCUGGUUGCCAGAAAUCCCUGGACCUAGUCAAUGUGAACUAACUUAUUUAUCAGGAGUCCAUGGAGUGUGUUUGGCAUGGUGAUCUACUGGGGCCUAGUGUGUCACAGAUGCAUAUUUGUGCAAAAUGAUCCAUGUAUCUCCAUGAGUCAGUCACUGUUGUGAACUGGCUGGAUCCGACCGUCUCUUCUGAAUCAUACACCCAGAGGGUUGGUUGAUAUUCUGGGUGAGGUAACUGUAGAAGGAUGGAAGCGACCUCCAUUCCUCAGUGUGCAGUUACUGAUUUGGAGUCCUACUUUCUUUCUCGUACCUGCGUGGGUAGUCCCAGGACAGGACGGCGCGGGGAGGGGGUACGGAUGAACUACUAUUUUGGGAGCCUCUGCAUGGAGUCUUGCUUGUGAAGCAGAGCCCCCAAACACAACCUGGAAUGGAAGGGUCAGGGACAACAUGGAGAAUAGCAGAGUAAGCUUCAAGGUCUGUCUGCAGCCGCUUUGGUCCCUAAUAACCUUUACACAUCAGAGCUGAAACCAGACACUCAUACUAGCUUUUAGACCUUGAUAAAAAUCCCUUAACUUUUCUGAGCCAUAGCUUCCUACUUAAAAGUGUCCCAGAUGGUUUAAUGAUACCUGCCCUACCUACCUCACAGUCUUAUUAUGAAGAUAAAAUGAGAUCAAACUCUCAAA
Neogale vison (American mink) is the source of this 2215-nucleotide messenger RNA. It is a transcript of the gene C11H8orf58, whose product is annotated as chromosome 11 C8orf58 homolog. NCBI's taxonomy places the organism in Eukaryota, Metazoa, Chordata, Mammalia, Carnivora, Mustelidae. The transcript has 6 exons. Bases 52 to 1320 code for a protein of 422 amino acids. The record is from RefSeq and is a predicted model, not a curated record.